This is a messenger RNA of Psammomys obesus (fat sand rat), 3632 nucleotides long. RefSeq names its product leucine rich repeats and death domain containing 1 (gene Lrrd1). The coding region runs from base 326 to 2875 and encodes 849 amino acids. Lineage: Eukaryota; Metazoa; Chordata; Mammalia; Rodentia; Muridae. Gene Ontology annotation, molecular function: protein binding. The record is from RefSeq and is a predicted model, not a curated record. The transcript has 7 exons.
GGCCCAGGGCUCGACUGGGACCCCUAAGCCAAGGCCCGGUUUUUUUCCUGCCUAGCCUUUCUAUAACACCUGCAGCCGUGCACAGUCUCCUCCCUCCAAGCUCCCAGGCCACAUCUUCCAGUGUUUGCAUUCUGCCCCACGCUGCUUCAGCCGCCGCUCAGCGCGUUUCUUCCCGCACCUGUGGAAGCAAUUGUUGAUGUCACUUUCUGUGAAAAAGUUCUAUGGCUACCAGAAUGCCCACCUCUUUCAGAUAAGAAAAAAAAAAAAGAACGCGAAAAAGUAGAGUUGCAAUCUUGAGUUGGUGGAAGAGCUACCAGUAACUAAGAUGUCUGAAGAUGAGAAUAAUGCAGAGUCCGAAGGAGUCCAUAGAUCUGAUGAGUCACUGGAGGAGCCUGGAACUAUUGAAGAAAUGUUAAGUGCCUUAAACGAAGACGCUUUUUACUCAGAGAGGAAAGAGUCUGACGAGUUUGAUGAAGCAAAUCUUUUAAAGGAUGCAGAAGAGUCAGUAGCUUCCUCCACAAGCCAGCUUAACGGAGAUGAAGAGAAAAAGACUUCUGACACCAACCUAGUAGAUGGCAGCCCAGAAACUCCACAGAGCUCUAAGAGCUCCUCAGAGAGUAAGACAGCUGAAGACGAUCAGCCAGCCAAAGACUCAGAUGAGAAGACAGAUAGUCCACACGACUCUGAAGACAGCCAGAACGAAUUUGGCUUGGAAUCAGAUAACUUUACAGUUAAUCUUGAUGCUAAGGGUUUACAAGAAUUCCCUGUAAACAUUUUCAAAGACAAAUACGUAAAAUAUCUUUAUUUAGAUAAGAAUAAUAUAAAAAAUUUCCAAGGGGCAGACCCAGAGGACCUACUAGGACUAGAAGUUCUGUCCUUGCAACAAAAUGGAUUGCCAUCAAUUCCCUCGGACAUUGAAUUGCUUUACAAUUUAGAGACACUAAAUGCCAGUUACAACCACAUAUCCCAGAUACCUAAAGAACUAUUACAACUUGAGAAUAUGAGGCAACUCUUUUUAGAUAGUAAUUAUAUUGAGAGUUUACCUUCUGACUUAGAAAGUCUUAGCAGUUUAGAAACUUUAAGUUUGGGCAAAAAUAAAUUAACACAUAUACCAGAUUCUCUCUCUAGUUUGAAAAAUUUGCAAGUUCUCAACCUGGAAUAUAACCAAUUAACGAUAUUUUUUAAGUCUCUGUGCUUCCUUCCAAUGUUAAUCUCACUAAACCUCACUGGAAACAUGAUACGCAGUUUGCCAAAAGAAGUUAGGGAACUGACAAACUUAGAAAACCUUUUAAUGGAUCACAACAGACUUACUUUUUUGGCUGUGGAAAUUUUUCAGUUGCCCAAAAUAAAGGAACUUCAUCUAGCUGACAAUAAAUUGGAAACUAUUUCACCCAAAAUUGAGAAUUUCAGCGAUCUCAGGCUUCUUAACCUUGAUAAAAAUUUAUUGAAAAGCAUACCAAAAAAAAUUUCCCACUGUGUAAUGUUGGAAUGUCUUACCCUUAGUGAUAAUAGUAUAGAAGAACUUCCUAGGAAAAUCCAUAAGCUUAAAAAUUUGAGACAACUCCAUGUGAACAGAAAUAAAAUGAUAAAAAUUGCUGAAGAAAUCGCACAUCUUAGUAAUAUAAACAGCCUGGAGUUUUCUGGCAAUCAAAUCACACAUAUCCCUAUUGAAAUAAAAAACUGCAAAAAAAUAACCAGAGUUGAACUGAAUUACAACAAUAUAAUGUACUUCCCGCUGGGGUUGUGUGCUUUGCAGUCACUUGACUACUUGAGUUUCAAUGGAAAUUAUAUUUCAGAAAUCCCUGUGGAUAUAUCGUUCAGUGAGCAGCUGCUUCAUUUAGAGUUGAACAGAAACAAACUCCCCAUAUUUUCAGAACAUUUGUGUUCUCUCACUAAUCUCGAAUACCUGGAUCUUGGCAAAAACCUAAUAAAGACAAUUCCUCCCUGUAUCUCUGCUAUGGUGUCACUCCAUGUGCUCAUUCUGUCUGGUAAUAAGUUUGACAAUUUCCCAAAGGAACUGUGUACUUUAAAAAACUUGCAUGUACUGGAUGUGUCAGAAAAUCAGUUACAGAAAAUACCUGCAGAAAUAUCCAAACUAAAAGGGAUCCUGAAGUUAAACUUUUCAGGCAAUCAGUUCACACAUUUUCCUGUGGAACUGUGCCAUCUUAAAACACUGGAGGAUUUGAAUUUGAGUCAGACAAAUGGGAAAAAGUUAACAAGACUUCCAGAAGAGCUGUGUAAUAUGACUCAACUCAAAACACUUGACAUCUCGAACAAUGCCAUCAAAGAUAUUCCAAGAAAUAUAGGGGAUCUGAAAAAUCUGGUUAGUCUAUAUGCAUGCAAUAACCAAAUAAAUUCUCUUCCACCAUCUUUUCUGGCUUUAGAAGUUCUACAGAGCCUAGACCUCAGAGGAAACAGUCUGACAGAUCUCCCCAGUGCUAUCUAUAGUCUCUCGUCGCUGAAGGAGAUAAAUUUUGAUGACAAUCCUUUGCUGAGACCUCCAAUGGAAAUCUGUAAGGGAAAACAGCUGCACACUAUCACAUGCUAUCUCCAAAGAGCGGAUGAAAGAGAUGAGAAAAUCUUACAGAAGAUAUUCAACAUAGUUGCCAACAAUAUCACUGAGAUAAAUUUUGAAUUUUUGCAACAAAAACUAAAAAUGAAAGGCUCUCAAUCUAGCAUUCCUGUAAAAAACACUGCUCCAUUCAAUGAGAGAAUCUACCACUCACUUAUUCAGUGGAAAGAGGACCAGAACUUGUCAGUCACAGCUAUGGCCUUAAGAGAGCAACUCGUUCGGGCACUAACUAUGAUAGGUGCUCAUGAAAUAAUAGACAAGAUCAGAGCUUUGAAUAUUUAUACAAGUGCCAUCAGACUCUAGCCAGUGGAUCUGAAAUCGAAGCUGGAAACACCUUGCACUUAUAGAACUGAAACUUGACCUUGGGGCUAAAUCAUUUUGCUGAUACAAGUGAAUUAUUUGUAUAUCCUGUCUCUUUUUGUUUCUUAGUAGUUAUUUUUUUAUUUGUGUGUGUGAACAUGCAUGUGCCACAGUUGGCAUGUGGAAGUCAAAGGAAAAUGUCCAGGUCUGUUCCUCAAUCGAAGAACUGACAAGCCCUUGAUGCUCUGCUCUGUGUCUCCUGGGAUGGGUGUAAACAAGGAUUUGUGAACAAAUGUACUUCCUUAUCUCUGGAUGCUUACCCUUUGUAGCUUUGACCUAUGGCCAGGCUCAACACUCUUUAGGGUAAUACCUCAGAGGGCCUCUGAAAGACUCCACUUAGCAGGGUAUCAAAGCAGAUGCUGAGGCUCAUAGCCAAACUUUGGGCAGAGUACAGGGAAUCUUAUGAAAGAAGGGGGAGAUAGAAAGACCUGGAGGGGACAGGAGCUCCACAAAGAGAGCAACAGAAUCAAGAAAUCUGGAGCCAGGGGUCUCUUCUGAGACUGAUACUCCAACCAAGGACCAUGCAUGGAGAUAACCUUGAACCCCUGCACAGAUGUAGUCCAUGGCAGCUCAGUAUCCAAGUGGAUACCCUAGUAAGGGGAGCAGGGACUGUCUCUGACAUGAACUCAGUGGCUGGCUCUUUGAUCACCUCCACCCUGAUGGGGGAGCAGCCUUACCAAGCCACAGAGGAAGACUUUGC